Messenger RNA from Rhinichthys klamathensis goyatoka, 5708 nucleotides. It is a transcript of the gene pdcd11, whose product is annotated as programmed cell death 11. NCBI's taxonomy places the organism in Eukaryota, Metazoa, Chordata, Actinopteri, Cypriniformes, Leuciscidae. The record is from RefSeq and is a predicted model, not a curated record. Bases 43 to 5520 code for a protein of 1825 amino acids. Gene Ontology annotation, cellular component: small-subunit processome; nucleolus. Gene Ontology annotation, molecular function: protein binding; RNA binding. Gene Ontology annotation, biological process: rRNA processing. The transcript has 36 exons.
GGAAAGAUGGCACGCUUGUGAGAAACAUGUAAAUAGUAAAGAAUGGCAUCUUUGGAGGAAGAUUUCCCCCGUGGCGGUGCAGAGAAGAAGACCUCUGGGCCCAAACAUGUUAAGACACAUGACGUGGACAAUCUUUUUGAAUCACGUGAAACACUGGUUAAGAAGAAGAAGAAGAAGGACGUGGAACAUGAUGAAGAGAAAACCCGUAAAAAACAGAAAGUGGAUGAAGAGAAUUUAAAACUUAAUACUGCCACUUCUGUGGAAAUUCUUCAUCUUCGGAAUCUGAAGAUUGGCACUCUGAUGCUGGGUUGUGUGAAGGAAGUGUCAGAGUUUGAGGUGGUAGUUGGUCUCCCAAGCGGUCUCGUUGGUUACCUGCCGAUCUACAACAUCUGUGACUCCUACACCAAGAUUCUCAAUAACAGACUGGACUCUGAAGACAGUUCAGAGGAAGUCGUCCCUCUCUCGCAACUACUUACUCCAGGAAUGCUGGUCAGAUGUGUUGUGUCGUCUUUAGACUCCGCUAAGGAGGGUCAUGUUAGUCUUAAAGUGUCAGUCAACCCAAAAGAUGUUAACAAGGUUUUGAGUUCAGGCACUUUGAAACCUGGAAUGACUCUGAGUGGUUGUGUGGAGAGUGUGGAAGAUCACGGAUACCUGGUUGACAUCGGAGUCAUUGGCACUAAAGCUUUCCUGCCCAAAAAGAGCAUUGCCUCAAAACAAGAUCUGAAUGUGGGUCAGUACGUGUCGAUCCUGAUCGAGGAAGUCAAGAACGAUGGACGUGUGGUGCGUCUGUGCCAGAAUCCCCAGGUUCUCGCAAAGGCCUGUGCUAUGGCUCAGCAUGGAUGGACUCUAGACACCCUCCUGCCUGGACUUCUGAUCCGCGCAUGCGUGAAGAGGGUUACUCCUCACGGGCUUAUCGUGACGUAUCUUUCAUCUUUCACCGGAGUUGUUGAUUUUCUUCACCUUGAUGAGGACAAGGCAUCGACCUACAGCCAAGGACAGGAGGUCCUGGCACGGGUUUUGCAUGUGGAGCCGUCCACACGGCAUGUGAGCCUGUCCCUGCGCAGUCAUCUCCUGCCACCAGGGGGCGCUGUGCUGGAUGUGUUCUGCAGCGAGCGGAUGGGUGAGGUGGUGCAGGGCUGCAAGAUUACUGAUCUGCACUAUCACUCAGGAGCCGUGAUUAAGAUGCCCGACGGUACCACAGCCUUUGUGCAUAAAAACCUCACGAAGGAGCCAAAAGAAGAGUUCAACCCAAACCGCUUGCUGUCCCAGUCUGAACACUCUCUGAGAAUCAUAGAUUACAGUCCUAUGGAGCAAAUUCACCUGGUCACACUGCGCAGGAGCACUAUUGAAAUGACCUUCUUCAGAUAUCAAGACAUCAAAGUGGGACAAAUUGUUGAGGGUAAAGUUGCGGAUUUGCAGGAACAUGGCGUUUUCGUGAGGAUAACGGACCACAUCAGAGGAAUGAUACCCAGAAUUCACCUUGCCGAUGUCGUCCUAAAGAACCCAGAGAAGAUGUUUUAUGAGGGCUUGAAAGUCAAGUGCAGGGUAUUAUCAAUGGAUGUUCAGAAAAAGAGGUUGAUCCUGACCAGGAAAAAGGCCCUUGUUGAGUCCCAACUCCCGAUCUUCCAGUCCUACUCUGAUGCCAGGGUGGGCCGCAUCUCUCACGGCGUCAUCGUGUUUGUGAAGCAGUUUGGCUGUAUUGUCCGGUUCUAUGGAGAUGUGAAGGGUCUGGUUCCUGUGGGGGAGCUGUCCGCCGAGUGUGUGGAAAAUCCAGAAGGCCUCUUCUUCAUCGGCCAGGUGGUUCAGGCCAAAGUCUUGAGGUGUGACCCGGAAAAUAAGAAGCUAUGUUUAUCCUUCAAGGCCGUUACUGAGGGAGAUAUAAAGGUGGAGCAGACUGAGAAAUUUGACUUUGUGAUUGGAAAGCCAGUCAAUGUAAGAGUUUGCCGCAAAGUCCUGGAUGGUCUGGAAGUCUCCAUUGUUCCUGAAGAGGCUCCGGCUUUCAUACCCAUAGUGCAUCUCUCUGAUCAUGUGACCAACUGCCUUCCCCUGUGGAUGGCGUUGGAGGAGGGUGACACCAUCUCUAAUAUAAUGUGUCUCAGCAAGAACAAGAAGAAGGGAAUUACUCUCACCAAGAAACCCCUACUGAAGGCCUGUCUGGAGGACGGCAACAUCCCGCAGAGGUUCUCCGAGCUCCAGGUGGGGAUGCAGAUGCUGGGCUGGGUGAAGAACAUCAUGCCUUAUGGAGUCUUCGUCGAUUUCCCGCACGGACUCUUCGGCCUCGCUCCUAAAGAUGCUAUGGGUGACCAGUUCAUCACAAACACAUCAGGCGUCUUUGAGAUCGGCCGGUCGGUUGUUGCCCUAGUGACCCAUCUGGACGAAGAAAAGCAAAGGUUUUUGGUCAGCCUGAAGGUGUCAGAAUUGAGUCUCUUGGAGCAAGGUGCCCACGCCAGACUGGUCCAGGGUCUGAAGGAAAGGAAGUCCAUCUUUGAGAUGGUUUCUGGCAGAGGGGAGUCUGACGUCCUACAACAGCUCUCUGCUGUGUCGCUCGGAGAUAAAAUCAAGGUGACGGUGGGAGAUACCAGAGAGGACGGCUCGGUCACACUGACCUCGGAUCGGCUCAGUGAAGCCACUGUGUUGGCCUCGAAGUCCCACACAGAAGGCGUGAAUGUGACUCCGGGCUGCAAAUUCAGCGCAGUGAUUCUCCAUGUUGACCCUUUAAAGUCUGAGGUCCACGUGUCGCUGCUUCCUAAGUUGAUCACGAACAAGAAGAAGUUGACAAAGGACUCCACGUUCACUGCAACAAUCCAGUACACCGAUAAAGACUUUGCUGUCGUCUCAUUGGGUGACACUGGUCACCUGACCAUCAUUCCCCUUAAGACUCACUUAAAUAACAUCUUGGAUUCAAAGAAGUUUUCAGUUGGUUCCCAUCUGAAUGUGACCGUGGAGGACCCGAGCAGCGAGGAAUUAGGAGGACUUCCUCUUGUAGCGUUCCAGCACCCUGAUACCAAACACAAGCAGCCUAAAUCCAAGAGCAAACGUCCAUCCCGUGAGCUCAUUCUUGGGGAAGUGAUGACGGUCACAGUAAAGAAGUUGAAGCCCAUGAACGUGCUGGUGACGCUGCCGUCGGGGACCACAGGAAGUAUCCAUGUGUCUCAGAUAGAGGAGUCUCCUGCGGUCGGCAGCUUCCCAACAUCAUCCCUGAAGGUCGGGACCGAGGUCGAAGCCAGAGUGAUUGGAGGGCACACAAUUCGUGGUCACAAUUUCCUGGCAAUCUCUCACCCCGACUAUGGUGUUUCCAUACCUGAACUCAGUCUUCUGCCCAGAACACUGAAAGCUGGUGACAAGCAGUCAGUUGAGACAAACUUCACACCUGGAGAUGAAGUCUUGUGCUUCCCGUCAACGUACAACGAAGGAAAAAAAAUGUUGGAAGUUGAUGUGAAGCCCAACCUCACUGGAACCGUUGAGCUGUUAGCCAUGAUUAAAAAACCUGGGCAAGCUAAUCAACCAAAGAAGCUGUUUAAACCAGGACAGACCGUUUCUGCUAAGGUUGUUGGUGUUAGUUUCAACAAGACUCAACUACGACUUUCUCUGUCACUCACAGGGAUGUACAAGCUGGAGCAAGGGUUGGUCACUAUGGCGACGGUUCGGAAAGUUGAGCCUCACCAGGGAUUGUCGCUUCAUCUCCCAUUUGAGAAUUGGGGUUUUGCUUCGGUAACGGAUCUCUCCGAUGCAUAUGCAGACAACCCACUGGAGCCCUACAAACAGGGCCAACUAGUCCGGUGCUAUAUUACUGAGGAGGUUAAAGAGAGGAACUUCAGCGUUUCAUUACGCCCCUCCAGAUUGCAUAAGGACCAGCAAGAUAUUACAGACCCAGACAUUGAGUCAAUUUCCGAUAUAAAAGAGGGCCAGAUUAUCCGAGGAUAUGUGACGUCUAUUAACGAUAAAGGCAUAUUUGUGAGGUUAUCAAGGGCCAUCACUGGAAGAGUUCAGUUCCAACACGCUACAAAAUACUUCAUGAACGACCCAAAAUCUGUUUCCGAAUACAUUACCCUGAAUGCACUGGUGACGGCCAAGGUUCUCAGUGUGAACGCAGAGAACAGCCACGUGAACCUGUCGCUCCUGUCGGGGGACACUGGGAAACCAGAUCUUCUUCCAAAAUCUCUUGAUCUAAAAAUACGUCUGACAGGAGAGAAGAAAGUGAAAUAUGACGAAAAAACUGCCAAGAGGAAACGAGCUCUUUCUGAGAGCCAACAACAAGACGAUGAGACAGUUGGACAGAAGAUAAAAAGGAAAAAAGAUGAAGAAUGCCCAGUGAAGGGAGAACGCACAGAAGAGAAGAAACCCGUAAAAGAGAAGAAGAAGAAGAAAAAGAAAACAAAAACCGAGGACAGUGACAGUGGUGUAGAUGUGUUUUUCAGAGAGAAGGAAGAAACUACAUUGGAUAAAAAGUGUGGCCAAGUAAAGGGUAAGCAUGAGGAAACAGAACCAAAACGGCUGCAGGUGACAUUUGGCUUUCCAUGGGAAUCAACGCUGGGAUCUUUAACACCUUUCGCCGCAGUAGACGACACCCUUGAAUCCAGUGAGGAUGAGCAGGAAGUCACGAGCAAGCCUGUGAAAAAGUCCCGUAAAGAGUUAAAGCAGGAGCAGCAGAAUUCGGAGCAGCGGCUCAGCAAGCUGGAGACGGAGCUCAUGGACACGUCUGUACGACCCGACAGCUACACGGCGUUUGAGCGUCUGCUCCUGUCGUCUCCGGACAGCUCCCUCCUCUGGCUGCAGUACAUGGCUUUCCAUCUGCAGGCCACGGAGAUCGAGCAGGCGCGCGCAGUCGCAGAGAGAGCCCUCAAAACCAUCUCCUUCAGAGAGGAACAGGAAAAGCUGAACGUGUGGGUGGCCAUGCUGAAUCUGGAGAACAUGUACGGGACACCAGACAGUUUGCAGAAAAUCUUUGAACGGGCCAUCCAAUACUGUGAACCUCUUCCUGUGUACCAGCAGCUUGCCGACGUUUAUGCCAAGUCGGACAAGAUCAAAGAGGCUGAGAGUCUUUAUAAAAACAUGGUGAAACGCUUCAGACAGGAGAAAUCUGUAUAUCUGAGUUACGGCACCUUCCUGCUACGCCAGCGUCAGAGCGACGCUACAAAUGCCCUCCUUCAGAAGGCGCUGCAGAGCCUGUCCAAUAAAGAUCACGUGGACCUGAUUGCCAAAUUUGCCCGGUUGGAGUUUCAGUAUGGGAAUACUGAGAGAGGCAAAUCCAUGUUUGACAAGGUCCUGAGUACCUACCCCAAACGCACAGACCUGUGGUCCGUCUUCAUAGAUCUGAUGGUGAAGCACGGCUCUCAGAGGGAAGUGAGGGAGCUUUUUGACCGUGUGAUUCACCUAAGCGUGUCGGUGAAGAAGAUCAAGUUCUUCUUCAAGCGCUACCUGGAGUACGAGAAGACAAACGGCACACCUGAGAGCAUCCAGGCGGUCAAACGGAAAGCGGUGGAAUACGUGGAGUCGAAAGGAGCCGAAGCCGCCAGCUAGAACCAUCAAUUUUACAUCAGGAUUAAGAUGAAACGAAUAUCUGAGGACAAAGAAUCUUUUCUCCCACCCAUUUUUUUCCCCUUGUACACCUAUUAACAUAUUUCUGGAGGUGCAUUUGUGUGCGUUUCCUAAACUUGCAUCUCCUGUCAUAUGAAUGUCUAUAGCCAGUUUUUCCCUCUUUGAUGAAA